AUGAUAACAUUAAUAUCGGUGUGCUCGUAUUUAUUUUACGCACACAAAGAUUCUAUAUUAAAUUUAGUAGGAUUAAAUAAUAAGGAACAAGAAAAUAGAAAUGAUCAAAAUAAGGUAAAAAAUGCUAAAAUAAAAAAAUCCUUAAAUGGAGAAAAAACAUCUCUAUCAGAUUCGGAUAUGUGCAGGAAAAAAUUUAUCUUAAGAACAUACAGUGACGUUGAUUUUCAUAUAAAAUUACAUGGUAAAAAAAUGACAUGA
Molecule: messenger RNA, 258 nt
Organism: Plasmodium malariae
Lineage: Eukaryota; Apicomplexa; Aconoidasida; Haemosporida; Plasmodiidae
Product: conserved Plasmodium protein, unknown function
Exons: 1
Coding region: 1-258 (85 amino acids)
Source: RefSeq, a predicted model, not a curated record